This is a messenger RNA of Colletotrichum aenigma, 339 nucleotides long. RefSeq lists its product as uncharacterized. Lineage: Eukaryota; Fungi; Ascomycota; Sordariomycetes; Glomerellales; Glomerellaceae. Gene Ontology annotation, molecular function: protein heterodimerization activity. The record is from RefSeq and is a predicted model, not a curated record. Bases 1 to 339 code for a protein of 112 amino acids. The transcript has 4 exons.
AUGGCGUGGCACCGCGACACUCAAGUGUCGAGUACCUGGUUCAGCAAUCUACGAACAUGCACGCACCGCUCUGAAGGAUCGACUCACGGGUGUCGAAGCGUUUUGCUAGCCGGGCAGUGUCAGUUGGCUAUCCGGGCAAUGUUGAGUACCGCGGGGCCAAGACGAUCACCAUCUUUGACCAGUAUCACCGGUGGCUAUUAUAUCACAUACGUGGAACACCGCGGUGCGAAGACCAUCACCAUUCACGACGCCAUUCACUCCCUUCGUCGCCUCGGGGCACCAAUCUACGGCUUCGAUCCCGAGACCUACCAUGCUACCAAGAAGUCCCAAGAAGGCUAA